This is a messenger RNA of Gallus gallus (chicken), 3208 nucleotides long. RefSeq names its product ankyrin repeat domain 1 (gene ANKRD1). Lineage: Eukaryota; Metazoa; Chordata; Aves; Galliformes; Phasianidae. The transcript has 9 exons. The record is from RefSeq and is marked validated. Gene Ontology annotation, molecular function: RNA polymerase II-specific DNA-binding transcription factor binding. Gene Ontology annotation, biological process: regulation of transcription by RNA polymerase II. Gene Ontology annotation, cellular component: nucleus. Bases 65 to 1024 code for a protein of 319 amino acids.
AGAGCCAGCUUGAGCAUUGGGAGGUUCAUCCACAGGGGAGUACAGCCUUCAACCACUGGCAAACAUGAUGACGAUGAAAGUAGAAGAGCUGGUGACCGGGAAGAAAACUGAUGAUAAAGAGAGUGGCAGCUUCCUCCCUGAGGACUUCAAAACCGGAGAGUAUGAAGCUGCCGUAAAAUUAGAGAAGCAAGAUGACCUAAGGACAGCCUCUGAUCACCUAUCGACCCAAGUAGAUAUGGCUCACGGGAAGGAGAAGAAGCGUGAGGCAGAGCUGAAAAAGAAAAAACUACAGGAGAGAUCAAAACUUGAAAGCUUGGAGGACCUUGAAAAAAUUAUUCAGCUGAAGAAGAAGAAGAAAUGCAGGAAAGUGAAAGCUCCCCUUUUAAAGGAACCUGAACCAGAAGUUAUUACAGGGCCAGUGGAUAUAGCCAUGUUCUUCAGAGCUGCACUGGAGAAUAAGUUGCCAGUAAUUGAAAAAUACUUGUCAGACAAAGGGGAUCCCAACGUCUGUGAUGAGUACAAGCGUACCGCAUUGCACAGGGCAUGCUCUGAAGGACAUUUAGAGGUGGUCAAGAAGUUGGUGGAAGCUGGAGCCCUGCUUGAACUGAAAGAUAUGCUUGAAUCUACUGCCCUGCACUGGGCAUGUCGGGGAGGAAACCUGGAGAUUGUGAAAUUCUUACUGGACAAAGGAAUAAACAGAAACGCAAGAGACAAGCUACGCAGCACCCCUCUGCACGUAGCUGUGAGAACAGGGCAGUACGACUGUGCCGAGCACCUCAUUGCCUGCGAAGCAGACCUCAAUGCCAAAGACAGAGAAGGUGACACACCGAUGCACGAUGCCGUAAGGCUGAACCGCUACAAAAUGGUCCGGCUUCUGAUUCUCUACGGGGCAGAUCUAACCAUUAAGAAUGCCGAUGGGAAAACCCCCAUGGACCUCGUUCUUCAGUGGCAGAAUGGCACCAAAGAGCUGUUCAACAAUCUGAAAAACAACUCCUAUAAGAGCGCCCAUCUAAACAAGUUUUGAAGAGACAAAAGCCAGACUGCUCUUUUUGCUGCUUUUAAAUGCUUCAUAUGAACCCGGAGGAAAAUAGCCCUGAAUGUACUAUAUUUAUUGAAGAUAUUUAUUGUACUAGAUUAUUUGAAACGCCUUCACUGAAAACCAGAAGUCAGGCAGAUUGAGCAUUAAGUUUCCACUGGUUUUAAAAUAGCUUUAUUUAUUCCUAUUUAUUUUAAAGGUAAUUUUUAAUGAUUCUCAGUAUUAUUUUUUUAUAGUUUUAAAUUGCAAUGCAAUCUUUGUCAGCAACAUGAGCCAUUUUGUCUUGAUGGCACUAUUAACAACCUUAGCAACUUCCAUCAAGCCUUCCCACAGCUCUCAAUAGCUAAUAUUUGCAAUUGCUGCCAUGCCUCUGCAAAAUUCUCACUAUCAGAAAACUGUAUUACAUGAGUGGUGAUAUGUGAAAGAGACAAAGAGUAAUGGAAGAAGGUCUGCUGAGACCCCAAGUGGAUUUAAAGGAACAGUUAAGUAAUGAGGUUUACACAUGCUAUAGCGAUUGUGGCUGAUAAAGGGCUCAUGGACAGAGCUCCAUCAUGUAGCCAUAUGGACUGCAGGAUUCAGAUGCAACGUGAUGAAGGUGAGAGGAGACAGUAUUGGGAACGUGGAUUUCUUAAAGCUGGACUCCUGCUUUAAGCUUGGUGAUCAAAGAAUGUAAAAACAGAUGAUGUAUAUUUGUAAAUUUGUACUGCUUUUUCUGUACAUUUUGUACUGACUUAUCUCAGAUUAAAUAGAGUGGUUCUUUGUACUUGCUAGAGGGUAUUAUGGAGCAGUAAGCGUGCACUAGACAGUUCUAUCUCCCAUCAAAGUUCAUACCUUAGCCUCUAAAAUACAUAAAUACUCAAAAAAAAAAAGUCUCAGCUGCCUAAAGCAGCCAGCUCUUGAGCUACCCUCCUGCCACUGUUAGAUAAAUACUGCCUCUUAUUUUUUUCUAUUACGCAGAAACACGCAUACAGAAGCAGAAAGCUGGUACUUAAGUGGCUAGUAAGGUACAAACCUACAGUUUUAUUACCGAGUUUGAUUUAAAAUCCCUGUUUCUCAGCAGUCAGUACUUACUAUGUGGAGCACACAGCUUCAAUUGUCCCAGCCAAGGAAGAUGUGGAGUCCUGCUAGGAAGGAAAGAUAUCUUUCCCUUUGCUUUAGAAGAGGCAGAACAAUCUCAUAGGCCCGCCAGCAGAGACAUUGAUGUGCAAUUUCACUAGGACAUCAAAUGCCAUGUUCAGUUAAAAUCUGAACAUCCCACGGAGCAGCCUCCUAGUGAAAUAUGCCAUGGGCUCCCACAAAGAUUAACCAGCCAGUAAAGCUGGCUUCUAGCCAGCAGACUUUACAGGGUGGCCAAAACAAAGUCCUGGGCAACAGGAAACAAGGUUAGGAACGGAUAGUGAUGAGUAUUUGUUACUGGAACGCCAAUUUUGGAAAUGAAUUUACAAAAACCCCAUAGAGGAGCACGCAGAACAAAUGCCUAUUCUAUCUGCAACCAGCUACCCUGCACUGAAGUGACAGAUUUAAAUAGAUGAGACUUUUCACACAUCAAGCACCGUAAUUUGUGUCACCUGAGAACGCUUUUUUUUCCCCAUAAGAACCAUGGCCUGUCUCUGCUCGCCGUCCUCCUCUGCAAACUACUAUUUCUGUACUUGUUUCUGCACAAUCAUCUGGACACUGGGAGCACAUCUUCCAGGAAACAGAAAUUACAUCAGUGCUGGCUAACUCAUCUUGACUAUCUUAGUAACCGAGCAGCAGUUCAGUGCUCCUGGAAACUGGGAGAAAAAGAAACUUCCCACACAGUUCCUGAAGCACUUUAUCUACUUGAAGAGCAAAGAUGCAGAUGUUACAUAUUCUAGAUGAGGUCAAACAAGUGACAAGUAGGAUAUCUUGCAUUCAAAAACUUCCUUCUGCAUGCUAGUUACAAAACAACUCUUCUUAUGCUCAAGGUUGAUGAGUCUCUGGCCAAGGCAUGGUAGUACACAACUCAUAAAAGUUACACUGAACAGGCACAUUUCCACUGCUUCUUUAUUUGGUUAGAACCUUAUUUUGGAGGCAAGUCCAUAAAUGAGAAGCCACUAUAUGUAAUAUCAAUAAUAUUGAUAUUAUAUCUCAACACGAGUAAUAAAACAGACUCAUAUCAUGAUGAAGUAAAAUAAAAUCAAAGGAAAAACU